Messenger RNA from Soboliphyme baturini, 444 nucleotides. Lineage: Eukaryota; Metazoa; Nematoda; Enoplea; Dioctophymatida; Soboliphymatidae. The record is from the annotation of a GenBank genome assembly.
UUAUGCCAGGCAUUCGAUUUUCUUUACGUCCCUAGUGUGAGUAGCACUAUUUUUUGUGGCUUAACUGCUGCUUGCGUUGGACAACCGAGAUUAAACGUGAAAGAAGCAAGAAUUCUCUUAACAGUGUUGAUAAAUUUCUGCGUUGGCAUUUUCCAGCUGAUCACGGUGACGUUUCUCCUCGUUGGAUGGUUUUGGAGCAUCUCCUGGGGCGCUCUUCUCGUCAUGCAUUCCCGUAAGUGCUAUUUCUUCAUGGAACACAGUUUAUUUAUAUACAAUGCAAAUAAUAUGGUCAAACAGAUGACUGACCAAUACCGAUGCUUCGGCCCAUGCCUCACAGGCUUUCUUCAAGGUAAGAAAUUAGUUGAAUUUCAUGAGUCUUUCCUUUUGUCCACAGAGACUCGUUUUUUCAGAGACAAAAGGAUUUUGUCGAUAUUCAUGUGCUAA